Messenger RNA from Venustampulla echinocandica, 1320 nucleotides. RefSeq lists its product as uncharacterized. The transcript has 5 exons. Gene Ontology annotation, molecular function: RNA helicase activity; RNA binding; ATP binding. Gene Ontology annotation, biological process: mRNA splicing, via spliceosome; mRNA export from nucleus. The coding region runs from base 1 to 1320 and encodes 439 amino acids. NCBI's taxonomy places the organism in Eukaryota, Fungi, Ascomycota, Leotiomycetes, Helotiales, Pleuroascaceae. The record is from RefSeq and is a predicted model, not a curated record.
AUGUCUGCCGAAGAAGAUCUCAUCGAUUACUCCGAUGAGGAGUUGAACACCACCGAUGCUGCGCCUGCAGCAGCUGCUGAGAAUGGCGGUGCUAAGAAGGGUGAUCUGACGGCUACCGGAGGCACCACCGAGAAGAAAGGCAGUUAUGUUGGUAUCCACGCCACCGGGUUCCGCGAUUUUCUAUUGAAGCCGGAGCUUCUACGUGCCAUCACCGAUUGCGGAUUCGAACAUCCUUCGGAGGUCCAGCAAAAUUGCAUUCCCCAGGCCAUGGUCGGUACCGACAUUCUUUGCCAGGCCAAGUCUGGUCUUGGUAAAACCGCCGUCUUUGUCCUCACUACCCUACAACAAAUCGAGCCAGUUCCCGGCGAAACCUCCGUUCUGGUCAUGUGCCACACUCGUGAGCUUGCUUACCAGAUCAAGAACGAAUACAACCGUUUCAGCAAGUACAUGCCAGAGGUGAAGACCCAGGUCUUUUACGGAGGAACUCCAAUCCAAAAAGAUGCCGAAAUUCUCAAGAACAAGGAGACGCAUCCUCAUAUCGUUGUCGCCACGCCAGGUCGACUGAAUGCGCUCAUCAGGGACAAAUACUUGCGUCUUGGCAGCUGCAGGAUCUUCGUUCUUGAUGAAUGUGACAAAUUGCUUGAACAAAUUGACAUGCGCCGUGACGUCCAAGAGAUUUUCAGAGCGACUCCUAAGCAAAAGCAAGUCAUGAUGUUCAGCGCCACACUUUCCCAGGAGGUCAUUCCCAUCUGCAAGAAAUUCAUGCAAAAUCCUGCCGAGGUGCUGGUUGAUGAAGGCUCGAAGCUUACUCUCCAUGGUCUGGCGCAAUAUUUCAUCAAACUCGACGAGAAGGAGAAGAACCGAAAACUGAACGAAUUACUCGACGAGCUCCAAUUCAACCAGGUCAUUAUUUUCGUCAAGAGCACUCUCCGAGCAACAGAAUUGGACAAACUGCUGCGCGAGUGCAACUUUCCAUCCAUCGCCGUGCAUUCCGGUGUGAGCCAAGAAGAGCGUAUCAAGCGUUACAAGGAAUUCAAGGAAUUCAACAAGCGUAUCUGUGUCGCCACUGACGUGUUUGGCCGCGGUAUCGAUAUUGAGCGAAUCAACUUAGCCAUCAACUACGACCUUCCCACGGAUGCAGACUCGUACCUCCAUCGUGUCGGUCGUGCUGGCCGUUUCGGUACAAAGGGUGUGUCGAUCUCCUUCAUGAGCAGCGAGGCGGAUCAAGAAGUUCUGAAAGAGAUUGAGAAACGAUUCGAAGCUCCCAUAUCCGAAUAUCCCGAGGGCGGUAUUGACCCUAGCACCUACAUGGCAAAUUAG